AUGGCUACCCAGUACACUCAAGUAUUUACAAGAACCUAUAUCACCAACCUACCUACGCAGGCAAUGGAGUUUCCUGAUUUUCCCUUCCCUUCUGAUCUAAGAGGAAAAUUUAUUCCCUGGCAAAAGGUGAAAGACUACCUCUUUGCCUAUGCUGACCACUUCGACCUUCGCAAACACGUCCACCUGAACACAGAUGUGGCGUCUGUAAAACGCAUCACCACAAAGCCUGUCUCAUCAGGAGAUGCCCACCAAUCUCCCAACAGACCACAGUGGUUGGUGCGCACGACUGCCCUUCAGGGAGGAGGCAGCAAUGAGAAGGUGUUUGAUGCUGUAUUAGUCUGCUCUGGACACCUGAGUGUCCCUCACUAUCCAGACAUUCCUGGUCAGGAGAGCUUCAGCGGGGUACAGCUGCACAGCCACGAUUACCGCCAUCCAGAACUCUAUACAGGCAAACGAGUGCUCUUGCUUGGAGGGUUUCAAUCUGCAUAUGACAUCAUGAUAGAUCUCUACUCUCACACUUCCGAGCUGAUCAUAUCACUGUACGAGCUAGACGUUCUAGGCCUGGGUGAGCAGUACAAGAAAGGGCUGCUACCACACAAUGUGAGAACAACGACAUUCCCGCAGGCGAUCAACGGUAGCGUGGUGACGUUCACCGACGGUGAGACGUUCCAACCAGACGUGAUUAUUUUCUGCACCGGCUACAAGUAUUCGUUCCCAUUCCUCGACGCCUCGUGCGAUGUCACUGUUAGCGAGGGUAAACGCAUACAACCGUUAUUCAAGCACAUGAUCCACAGCAGGUACCACACGCUCAUGUUUAUCGACAUGGUUUAUUUGCCUCUCGAUUUCUCACUCGCGUACCUCCAGGUUCCAUUCGCUCUUAAAAUUCUUGAUGGGUCACUGGCGCUCCCUAGCGAGCAGGAAAUGAACAAGGAGAUAGAAGCUGACUACCACGAUCGGUUAGCUAGCGGACAGAAACCCCGCCACGCACACACUUACAUAUUUCCUCCCCGUUGGCUUCCGAGUUCAUAUUGCGAUGAUGUUGUUAGUUUCGCAGGCAUUGAGAACAACAUGGAAUUAAAAUGUCAAUGUAUCAACGCUGCCUUUGUUGAAGUGUGUAAAAAUGUGAUGACGUUCAGGGAGUAUGACUACCUCGAUCCUAAACCCGCUCAGUAAGGAUGUGCGUACGACGAGUUGUAAAACAUUUUGCAAUUUGUAGUUCAUACAAAGCAUCUUUUGCACAUUGGCCUAUUUAUAUUUGCUGUUGUACUAACACACACAUGAAGUUAUAACGAGUUAAAUGUUAUAAAAACACCACGAAAUCAUUAUAUUGAGGAACAUAUCUCAUUGAGAAAUAGAAAUAAACAUUUAGUUAUUGUUAUUUAUCUAGUUUUUGUUAUCUCGCCAAUGAAUCUUUUCUGUGCAAGCGGCUUGCUCUUUUGCUGCACACUGUGACCAUUGCAUUAACUCUUUAACGUAAGAGCUAAUAUAGUAAUUGGUAUUGAAAUGUAGUAGACGCGAACUUGAAGGCAGGGGCUCGGCUGCCGACCCAAUGAGAUCCGGUCACACUGCUUUUUUACAGUGCAUUUGAUUAAUAUCGCACAAAUAUCAGUGAAGCUUCAUAGCGUUUUUUUAUCGAGAGUUAAACGUGAUAAUCGAUUAUGAUCCCUGAUAUCGAUAAGGUUACUGAUUGCUAGGGUUGUUAUUACACAUUCCUGUCUUUAUAGAACAAUAACACACUUUAAUCAUUAACAUUGAAAA
Molecule: messenger RNA, 1758 nt
Organism: Priapulus caudatus
Lineage: Eukaryota; Metazoa; Priapulida; Priapulimorpha; Priapulimorphida; Priapulidae
Product: flavin-containing monooxygenase FMO GS-OX-like 2
Exons: 3
Coding region: 1-1173 (390 amino acids)
Molecular function (GO): flavin adenine dinucleotide binding; NADP binding; N,N-dimethylaniline monooxygenase activity
Source: RefSeq, a predicted model, not a curated record